AUGGAGAGGUUUUUAGAAGUGUUGGGCGACAAUGAUGCAAACGAGAAUGAUGAAAAUAAAGAGCGCAACGAAGUUGGAAAAUCUGGGUCGAAACAUGGUACUUCGAAUGUGUGGAAAUGGUUUGACAAACUAAGUAAAACUACGUCAAAAUGCCGCAUUUGUAAGAAAAUUUACAAGACUAGUGGUAACACCUCCAAUUUAAGGGAGCACCUAAAUCGCGUGCAUCCGAAUUAUGCUGGGACAGAAUGCAAAAAAUCAACAAUUAAAGACUUUUUCAAGGAAUCUAAUUACUAUAAAGACAAUAAUCCUCGAAAAAAUUUAAUCGACAAUGCAGUAAUAUCAAUGAUAGUUACCGAUAUGCAGCCUACUCGUGUUGUUGAUGACGUUGGCUUUAGAAAUCUACUGGGAGUUUUAGAACCGAGAUAUAAGUUGCCAAGCAGGACAACUUUCCAAAACGUCCUACUUGUUGAAAUGUUUGACAACGCCGUGAAAAGUCUCAAAACUAUGUUAAAUAACAUAAAUUAUUGCUCGAUUACUUCUGAUGGCUGGACAUCAAAAAACGACAUAAAUUACUUAACAGUCACAUGCCACUUCAUUGUGGACGGCAAAUUAAAAACAGCUGUGCUGUCAACUAACCCCUUAAAUGAUGACACCAACCAUUCGGGAGAGAAUAUUGCGAGCUCUAUACGACAUGUGCUGACUGAAUGGAAAAUCUUUGAUAAAGUGACCACAAUAGUAACUGAUAAUGCACAGAGCAUGGUCAAGGCAUGCAGACUGUUGGAAAAAUGUCACCUUCCUUGUUUUGCGCAUAGCCUAAAUUUAGUUAUGCAAGACGUUUUAUCACAUGAUAAUUUAAAGGAACUUAUUUCAAAAUGCAAGAAAAUUGUGGCCAAACAUUUCUGCGAAUAUAUCGGAAACCAGUGGAGCUACUAA
Rhagoletis pomonella (apple maggot) is the source of this 933-nucleotide messenger RNA. Its product is annotated as zinc finger BED domain-containing protein 1-like. The coding region runs from base 1 to 933 and encodes 310 amino acids. Gene Ontology annotation, molecular function: DNA binding. Lineage: Eukaryota; Metazoa; Arthropoda; Insecta; Diptera; Tephritidae. The record is from RefSeq and is a predicted model, not a curated record. The transcript is spliced from 2 exons.